GCUGCCGGCGCGGCGGUGACGGGGGCCGGGGCGAUGCCUGCGCGCAGCCGCCACCGCCCCCGCCCCGACCCCGGCUCCCCGCCCCGGGCUCCGCCCCCGCCGCUCGAGGCACUUCACUCGGGCGAGGCCCGGAGGUCCCCGGACUCCGACGGCGGCUCGGACGCCGACUCGGAGGUGGGUCCGGGGAGCCCGACUCCGACCGCCGAGGCAGUAAAGGAGGAAAUGGCAGGUCCUAAUCAACUCUGCAUUCGCCGCUGGACUACCAAGCAUGUAGCUGUGUGGCUGAAGGAUGAAGGCUUUUUUGAAUAUGUAGACAUUUUAUGCAAUAAGCACCGACUUGAUGGAAUCACAUUGCUAACACUGACUGAAUAUGAUCUUCGGUCUCCUCCUCUGGAAAUCAAAGUCUUAGGAGACAUUAAAAGGUUAAUGCUCUCAGUCCGAAAAUUGCAAAAAAUACAUAUUGAUGUCUUAGAAGAGAUGGGCUACAACAGUGACAGUCCCAUGAGUUCCAUGACUCCUUUCAUCAGUUCUCUUCAGAGUGCAGACUGGCUCUGUAAUGGGGAGCUUUCACAUGACUGUGACGGACCCAUCACUGACUUGAAUUCUGAUCAAUAUCAGUAUAUGAAUGGUAAAAACAAACAUUCUAUUCGGAGAUUGGACCCAGAGUACUGGAAGACCAUACUGAGUUGUAUAUAUGUUUUUAUAGUAUUUGGAUUUACAUCUUUCAUUAUGGUUAUAGUCCACGAGCGAGUACCUGACAUGCAGACCUAUCCACCACUCCCAGAUAUAUUCUUAGACAGCGUUCCUAGAAUCCCAUGGGCCUUUGCCAUGACAGAAGUAUGUGGCAUGAUUCUUUGCUAUAUUUGGCUCCUGGUUCUUCUUCUUCACAAACACAGGUCAAUUCUCCUGCGAAGGCUCUGUAGUCUGAUGGGCACUGUAUUCUUGCUUCGCUGCUUUACCAUGUUUGUGACCUCCCUCUCCGUGCCAGGACAGCACCUGCAGUGUACUGGAAAGAUAUAUGGCAGUGUAUGGGAGAAAUUACAUCGGGCCUUUGCCAUUUGGAGUGGCUUUGGUAUGACCUUGACUGGUGUUCACACUUGUGGAGAUUACAUGUUCAGUGGCCACACAGUUGUCCUGACUAUGCUGAAUUUCUUUGUCACCGAAUAUACACCAAGAAGCUGGAAUUUUCUGCAUACUUUAUCCUGGGUUCUCAACCUCUUUGGAAUCUUCUUCAUUUUGGCUGCCCAUGAACAUUAUUCCAUUGAUGUGUUUAUUGCCUUUUAUAUCACAACAAGACUCUUUUUGUACUACCAUACUCUGGCCAAUACCAGAGCCUAUCAGCAGAGUAGGAGAGCAAGGAUUUGGUUUCCCAUGUUUUCUUUUUUUGAAUGCAAUGUUAAUGGCACUGUACCUAAUGAAUAUUGUUGGCCAUUUGCAAAACCAGCAAUAAUGAAAAGACUAAUUGGAUGAAGACUGUAUCUUUGUAAUGAGUUCCAGAUUAAAUAUGCAGUAGUUGAAAAUGAAUAACUUCACUUUCUCCCCCUAGGUUGUUCCUGUAUGCCUUGCUUAUUGGCUUAUAUGUUGACAAAGUAAAGUUUCCUGUUCUGAGCAAGGCUCUGAUUAUAAGAAACAAGAAGGAAUAUUCCAGAGUCCUUACAUAGCUGUUUGAACAGAAAACUUAAGUAGAUGUUUUCUGCACUUUCUUUUUAGGAAGACUUAAUGUUGUGAUUGAAGUUAGGCUGUUCCUCUUACCUGUUAAGUAUUUGCUUAUUAAACUUAAGCAAAUCAACUUAAUCAGUUUGCUGGUUGAGGGAUUUUUAUUGAUUUCCAGUAGGACUGUAGUCAAAUAUUUUUCAAAGCUCCUUAUUAUUAUCAAAAGGAAAAACCAUACCACAUGAGCAAUACUUGUUCUUUGUAUUACUCUCUGUGUCAGUUUAAAAAAUGCACUCUGGAAAGUAAUCUGUUUUAUUGACAAAUAGUUUUUGCCUUCUGAAUCAUCUUUAAGCAAAGUAUGCUGAGCAUACCAGGAUGCCUGGAAAAGAAAAGCAUGAAAGGGGCCAUACAUGAGGUGGCAGAGUAUACAGAUGAACAAGCCAUCCGUCUCCUCAGUCAUGCAAAUGUAGGGCUAGCAUUUUUCACCAAAGAUGCAACAAAAGAUGCAGUUCCUAUUUUGUUCUGAGGGUGCAGUAUGACCAUCAGUAAGUAUUCAUGAGGGGAAAAUGGCUGGAUCCAUAAGAAUAAAUCGGCUUAAUGUUAGUAGUAUAGUUACCUGGAACAAUUUUUGUGUUAUAGUUGUUAGAUAGAUGACAGCCUAAUUUUAUGGUUUUAUAAUGAUGUUAUUUAGUGAGCCAAAUAGUAAUGUUUUACCAGAUGUUAAAGUUCUUAUGUCGUUAAGUAUGGAUGCAUGCAUACAAAGAAUUUUUCCUCCUUCUGAAAAGAAAUUUAUAGCAAGUUGCAGGCAUAACAUAGAUUUUUGAUUUUUGAAAUUUCUCAUUCUUGGCCAUCUGAGGUAAGCAGUUUCAGCGAUAUUUGGAUACAAAAAGGUGUUGUUUUUUUCUUUUUAAAUAUAAGUGUGUAUAUACAUUCUUUCUAAUCUUAAUUUGGCAGUCAGGACAUAAUAUAAUUUAACUGCCAUUUACAAUGCUAGAAAUUUAGUACCCUAAGUAAUUUCACCUCAGUGAUAACAUUUGUCACCUUACUUUUAAUGAUUUUAUAUAAUAGUUAUGACAGUAGGAUGGCUAAGGAAUUGGAAUUUGAGCCCCAACUAAUGAUCUUAGCUACUUAGAAUAUUAAUUGUGUAGUUUUUACUUUCCAUUUUAAAACGAGGAGUUAGAAAAGGUGCUGGCAUACUGCAAUCUGAAAUACUGCAAUCUGAAAUUAGGCCAUACAGAAGACACUUGCUUCUUCCUUAACUGAGGAAAUACUUUAUUUUUGCACUUUGAGUCAUAUUCCCACCCUGUAUAAGCUACAGCUGAAUGAAUUGGGUAGGAAAGGAAAUUAUGCAGACAAGUUUCAGCCAGUGCUGAAGGACUCCAAUUUGGGUCUGCUCUGAAUAUUAUUUUUUAUUUCUCAUUUGAGAAAGGGCACGAGACAAUUCAUGUUGUAUUAUGCUUUUAAAUUUCACACUUUAGAAUCUUAUAAUAUCUUAAAUUAUUGAUUCUGUUAUAUGCUAGGAACAAAAAUGCCAACAUCUCAUCUAAAGAAAUACCAUAAUCAUGAAAGGUGAAGGAUGUUUUGUAUGCCAGUUAAAACAUAACUGUGGUUUGUUUAAUCUUUUGAGGUCAAAAGAUUUUUUUUGUUUGUUUGUUUUUGUUUUUGGCCAGGGCUGGGUUUGAACCCACAACCUCCGGCAUAUGGGGCCGGUGCCCUACUCCUUUCAGCCACAGGCGCCGCCCUUUUUUUUUUUGUAAAUGACAGAACAAGACUGAAUUUAGCUAGGAAUAUUAAGCUAGGUGCCUUGGCUUGUACUCAUAAUCCUGGCUACUUGGGAGGCUGAGGUAAGAGGAUCGCUUGAGCCCAGGAAUUCAAGACCAGCCUGGGUGAUAUGGUGAGAUCCUGUCUGCAGAAAAAAAGAAAAAGCAUGCCAGUUGCAGUGUUGUGCCUUUAAGGCCCAGCUGUUCAGAGGCUGAGGCAGGAGGGUUGCUUGAGGCCAAGAGCCUAGAGAAUGUAGUAUGCUAUUAUCACACCUAUUAAUGGCCACUAUGCUCUAACCUAAGCAACAUAACAAGACCCCGUGAUUUUAAAAAAGGUUAAAUAGCUAUUAACAUCAGUCUUCUUCUUUCAUAUGGAUUCUAUUCUAAAACCUAAUAGAGAAAUUAAUGUAAAUAACUUUGCAGAGCUACUGACAUUGAGAGUGCCUAACAACAGACUGCAAUGAGGAUUGUAAAAUAACUUCACAACUUUGCAUUUAUUCAUAUCUGUUUUGCGAAAAAGGUAAGCUAGAUUUAUAAUUUAUUAUUUUAAUUAUUACAAGGCAGUGUUUACAUCAAUCAUCUCUAAAGUCUCUUUCUUGGAAAGCUUUGAGGCAAAAUUAUUUCAAUUUUUCUUAAACAUUAGACCUAUAUUUUAGUUGCUUUCUGUUUUGUCCAGAAAUUUCCAUAUAUUUAUCUUUGUAUUUUUUUCUUGUUAAAAUUUAAACCACAGUGAAGAUAGUAUUUAUGUUUACAUUUUGGGUGUGAAUGUGGCUAGGUAGAGAAGCUUCAGGCCUUGUAUUUAGCUCUGCAGCUACAGGCUUAUGAAAGGCUCACAGCACUGAGACUUUAGUAUAGAAGGAACAAAAAGGUUUUUGGUUUGGGGAUGUAAACUGGAGGUUAUGUUGCAAGUCCUUCAUGCAUUUAUUGUGUUCCUGAGAAUGUGUUGCACUCCCCCCCACCUUUCCCUUCCUUCUUUAUGUUUUUAAGACCAGGCAGGGUAGUGCUACUGAAGGGUGAGUGAAGUUUGUAGAGAGCAAGAGGUUUUGAAGAAUCCAAAUUUGCUGUUAUCACCAAAUAAUUGAGGGAAAACUUUUUUGGCUGUGCUGCAGAAUUCUCAACAUGGCUAUCAUCUCCAUAGUUCUCUGUAACCAGAAUCGCUAGGGCAAAAAUACAACUUUCAUACUCUGUCUUAUUUGUAUCCUUUCAAAUUAGGAAGCUAUGAGCUUAGCCUUAGAACCAGUCAGUAAGUGUGGGCUAUUAGCAAGAAAAACCCAUUGACUGAAAGACAAAGAAACCUGUUGACUGAGAGACCUGCUGGUAGUGUGACUCUGACCCUGCAAGUGGUUUUUCCUACCCUAUACCUGCCUAAAUGUUAUUACUAAGAAUCCCAAAAGUCCUAUAAUUUGUAAAUUUAGAACAGAGGAGCCAAAUUCUUUUAUAGCUGGUAAGAUACAGUGUUUUUUAGGAACAUCUGUUUGGAAAGCAUUCAUAUAUUCGUUAAGUCAUAUUCAUAACACUAACCUGCUUUGACUGUAUUCAGCAAAGGGUGAUUUCAUCAUUAUUUUCAUAGUAAGCUUUUUAAAAAAUUCUAGAUCCAAAAUGCUUAAGAAUGUUAACCAUAUUCUUGUUUUAAACUCUCUGAUUUAAUGAAUUUAAUUCUUUAAUAGCCUUUUUGUAGACUUGGGUUAUCCUCUGCUAAAAGUAAUUACAGUACAGUCAUUUGUCAUUUCUUUGACAUAUUCAGGCAUUUGAGCCAAGAAAACUCUUGUUUUAGGAUAAUCCAAUUACUUUCUUAAACAGUUUUGGUUUCAUUAGCGAGUUUCAAAGCCAACAAAGCUUGUCAGUUUUAAUGCCAGCUUUAGUUGGCAGUUUAGACAGUAUUUAUUAAAAGGUUACCCUGAAUUACCCCUAUACUUCUGUGGAGAAGAAUUGUUGGUAACAUUAAAGGUCAGAAUGCUUCAGGUCCCCAGUUUGAAUAGAAAGAGUUUAAGUUGGUUUUUGUUUGUUUCUUCUCUGUGUUUGAGUAGGUUUGAAUGGCUAAGAUUAAUAUGGAAGUAGAUUUUGGUCUCCCUCUCACCUCUCCUGGGUUGAAUGUCACCAAUUUCACAUAACUAAAAUGUGACCAAUUACUUUGUAUCAGUUUGAUACAAAUAUCUAUGAAAUCUAUAAGACAUGUUUCAGCUACCAAUAAGUUAUUUUUUAGAAUACAUUGUACCAUGAAUCAACCAAAGGCCUUUCUCUGUUCAGUUGCAGCAUAAGAAAGGUUUGUGUCUGUAUGGCAGAAGGAACAUUAUGUUAAUUCAUUGUUAUUUCAGGUCUGUUUCAAUGUGAACUACUGGGUUGUCUGGAGAAUUGAACAUAGCCAAGCAUUAUUAUCAGUUAGUGAGAUCAUCUUUAAAAUAUUUAAUUUUUAAUUUUUAAUUCAGAGACUCUAUGGAUAAUUAGGACAAUGAAGUAUUUCUGAUAUGGAACAAAGGAAGUGGAAACUGGUAUUUGAUGGGGGAAGCAAAGUUACCUUGGUCUAAAAUGGACAUGUUUUAUUUUGAGAAUUCUACCUAAAUGUCUCCCUAUCCACAGAGAAACUAGUAUUAUUUGAAGAUGUGAAAGUUCCUGUGGUAGCCAUACUUGGAAGCACAGUAUUGUACAUAAGUAAAUAUCUUGAUUCUAAAUUAAAUCCAGAUUCAACUAAUAUAUAUUAUUUUAUAUCUUUGUUGUAUUAAAAUGUUUUGAAACACUAAAAAUAAAACAUUUGAAAGUUGGAUUGCAGUUAAAUAAUUUAUUAUUAUUUAAUAAAUUUAAAUAAUAUUUCUUAUUUAAAUAGCUUUGUGUUAUUAAGGCAGCUGGUCAUUUUGUUUUUCCUCCCGCAGCUAUUUAUCAAUUUAUUGUUUUUCUUUCUUUCUUUUUUUUUUUUUUAUUAAAUCAUAGCUGUGUACAUUAAUGCAAUCAUGGGGCAUCAUACACUGGUUUUAUAUACAAUUUUACAUAUUUUCAUCACACUGGUCUAUUUUUUGUACAGUGAAUUUUAAUGUUUGCAAAUGAUUGACCUCUGCAACUCUAAAUGUCUAGUAUCUAGUUCCUUGUAUUUACUUACCCAUAAUUAUCCACUACAUAAGUGAUUUACUCAGUCCCCUUCCUUUUCUGUAAACUAGGAAAGCAAGCUUCCUCAGGGUAUUUAGAAUAACUGUAAAAUGUUGAGAGGAGGCCGAGACCAGCCUGAGCUAGAGUGAGACCUUGUCUCUAAAAAUAGCCAGGUGUUGUGGCAGGCACCUGUAGUCCCAGCUACUCAGGAAGCUGAGGCAAGAAGAUCACUGGAGCCCAAGAGUUUAAGUUUGCUGUAGGCCAUGACACCAUGGCACUCUAUCGGGGUGACAAAGUCAGAUUGUCUCCCCCGAAAAAGGAAGUUGAGAAGGAGAGAAGGGAAGCAAAUAACUACUUAUUCAUGGAUAUAUUAAAGUUUUUUAGGCUGGGUGCAGUGACUCAUGCCUGUAAUCCUAUCAAUCUAGGAGGCCGAGGUAGGUGGAUUGCUUGAGCUCAUAAGUUCAAGAUCAGCCUGAGCAAAAGCAAGACCCCAUCUCUACUGAAAAUAGAAAAACUGGGGCAAGAGGAUCUCUUGAGCCCGGGUUGGAGGCACUCUACUCAGGGCAACAACUUAAGACUCUGUCUAGGAAAAAAAAAAACAACUUUUUGUUUAUUUUUGCUUUAUUUAAUUGUAGAUUAUGAUGAACAAGAAAAGGUUUGUUAGGGCUAGCCCCGUAGACCUGAACCAUGGAGUAGCUGGAAUGCUAAGCAUUGUCCCAAGUGCAGUCUGGCAUCAGUUUAAUACAUGACUGAGCUUGCUGUGAUUGCUGCUAAUGUGUAGCCUCUGUAGUUCUGGUCCUGCUGGUUUAAGAACUCUGCAAAAGAAUAGUACAGAACAGUCCUAGAGGGAGCUUGAUAGAAUAGCAGAUGCUCUGGAUUCAGACUCUGAGGACCUGGGUAUGAGUUGCAUUGCUACAACUAAUUAAAUCAGGUUUUUCUUCAAGCCUCCAAUUAAUCCUAUAUAUUAAAUGGAAAAAAAUGCCUAUCUCCUAGGUUGUAUAAAGGUCCAGAUUAUAAAAGUACUGUAGAAUUGCUGGCUCAGUAUUGAAUACGUAAUGCUGAAAUAUUCGUUGAAUUAAGUAAAACUCAAUAAAGUAGAGCCUCUGCCCCAGUGAAUUAAUAAUCUAGCUGGAAGAUAGACAUGUCUAUCUCUUAAAGAGACAUUCAGGUGCACAUAGCCCAGUGGUUACAGCACCGGCCACAUACACCGAGACUGGCAGGUUCGAACCCAGCCCGGGCCUGCCAGACAGCAAUGACAAUUGCAACAACAAAAAUUGCUGGGUGUUGUGUUGGGUGCCUGUAGUCCCAGCUACUUGGGAGGCUGAGGCAAGAGGAUCGCUUGAGCCCAGGAGUUUGAGGUUGCUGUGAGCUAUAAUGCCAUAGCACUCCACUGAGAGGGCGACAAAGUGAGAAUCUUUCUCAAAGGAAAAAAAGACAUUCAUUGCUUGAAUAGAUUGGUAGUUUUAAAACUGCUAGCUGAACAUCUUUGGGGUAGGGAAAAGGAGGUGGAGCUUUCAGUUCACUCGUACCAUUUUCUUUCUUUUGUGUGUGGGGGGCAGUCUCAUAUCGCCCUGGGUAGAGUGCUGUGGCAUCA
Messenger RNA from Nycticebus coucang (slow loris), 8085 nucleotides. RefSeq names its product sterile alpha motif domain containing 8 (gene SAMD8). Gene Ontology annotation, molecular function: sphingomyelin synthase activity; protein binding; ceramide cholinephosphotransferase activity. Gene Ontology annotation, biological process: ceramide biosynthetic process. Lineage: Eukaryota; Metazoa; Chordata; Mammalia; Primates; Lorisidae. Bases 34 to 1470 code for a protein of 478 amino acids. The record is from RefSeq and is a predicted model, not a curated record. The transcript has 6 exons. Gene Ontology annotation, cellular component: Golgi membrane; endoplasmic reticulum membrane.